This is a messenger RNA of Dioscorea cayenensis subsp. rotundata (Guinea yam), 2377 nucleotides long. RefSeq lists its product as uncharacterized. Lineage: Eukaryota; Viridiplantae; Streptophyta; Magnoliopsida; Dioscoreales; Dioscoreaceae. The transcript is spliced from 5 exons. The record is from RefSeq and is a predicted model, not a curated record. Gene Ontology annotation, cellular component: cytoplasm. The coding region runs from base 205 to 1929 and encodes 574 amino acids. Gene Ontology annotation, molecular function: deoxynucleoside kinase activity.
ACCCUUUCCUCCAAAUUCCUCUCCCGCUCUUCCUUUGUCCCUUCCGCUUCCCAAAAAACCCUAAUCCCUCUUCUAUGUCCCCAUUCUCCGCCGUUCCAAAACCCUAACCCUAAGCCCCGUGUUCGAGCUGCAAACUUCACUCUCUCUCUCUCUCUUUGCCCGUUGUUCGUUCCUUCAUGACCACCGCCGGAGUUUGGACCUGCCAUGCAGAAGCUCUGGCGCAGUUGCACGGGUCCUGGCCCUGUUCUCUCUACCGCUGGUUGGCUUGAAACUAAGGCCUCCAGUGCUCUCUCUCGUUCCUUCAUGUGUGCUUCUACUCUGCGUUUGUCUUCCUUCCCUGGUUCCGGCCAAUCCCGGCGAACUCCUCUCAUCCCUUGCCGUUGCGGUAUCGAUGUUGGCCGGGCGUUUUCUAGGGCAUGGUCUCCACUUUUACGAGAAGUUCAGGUUCCGACUUUAGCCUGGCUCCAUGCUAGCCCUGGGAGAGGGUUUCGAGCGGUUGAGGGUUUAAGAAGUAGAGAAAAAGGUGGGGUUUUGGAUGGGUUUGACGAGGAAAAGAGGAAGGAAGAAGAAAGUGGUAGCGAGGAGGAGGAGGAAGGGGGCAUUGUUGAUGCUGACCAGAGUUCAAGGUCACCUCGGCAGCGGACGAGCCCUGUGAGGAGGCAGAGAGGUGGUUCUAAUGGUCCUUUGGGUAGGAACCUCGAGCUCUUGACGAUUCCAGGGGUUGGGCCACGGAACCUGAGGAAGCUGGUGGAUAAGGGUUUUGAAGGCGUUGCUCAGCUUAAGCAACUCUACAAGGAUAAGUUUGUUGGCAAGUCUAGCGAAAAGAUGGUUGAAUAUUUACAAAGUUCAGUAGGGAUUAUCCACAAAAACCAUGCAGAGAGUAUAACCUCCUUCAUCAAGGAUAGUGUGGAUGAGGAAUUAAAACAGGAAGAUACUGGCUCUGAUCUUAGGUCUGGCUUGAAGAAAAGGCUUACAUUCUGUGUUGAGGGUAAUAUUAGCGUGGGCAAAACAACCUUCCUGCAAAGAAUAGCCAAUGAAACCCUUGAAUUGCGGGAUCUUGUUGAAAUAGUUCCAGAGCCUAUAGCCAAGUGGCAGGAUGUUGGUCCUGAUCAUUUCAAUAUACUUGAUGCCUUCUAUGCUGAGCCAGAAAGGUAUGCUUAUACCUUCCAGAAUUAUGUGUUUGUAACCAGGGUCAUGCAGGAAAGAGAAUCUGCCGGUAGCAUCAAACCUCUCAGGUUAAUGGAAAGAAGUGUUUUCAGUGAUAGAAUGGUUUUUGUUCGAGCUGUUCAUGAGGCGAAAUGGAUGAAUGAGAUGGAAAUCAGCAUCUAUGACUCAUGGUUUGACCCUGUUGUGUCAGUCUUACCGGGGCUUAUCCCUGAUGGCUUCAUUUAUCUUAGAGCUAGUCCAGACACUUGCCACAAGAGAAUGUUAUUGCGUAAGAGAACAGAGGAAGGUGGUGUGAGCCUGGAUUAUCUGAGGGGUCUUCAUGAAAAACAUGAGAGUUGGCUGUUCCCCUCUACAACUGGAAAUCAUGGUGUUUUGUCAUUCAGCAAAUUACCAUUGCAUGUAGACAGCUCUUUGCAUCCUGAUAUAAGUGACCGUGUGUUUUAUUUAGAAGGUGACCAUCUGCAUUCAAGUAUUCAAAAGGUUCCUGCCUUGGUUCUUGAUUGCGAGCCGAACAUUGACUUCAGCAAAGAUAUUGAAGCUAAGAGGGAAUAUGCUCGCCAAGUUGCAGAAUUUUUCGAGUUUGUGAAAAGAAAGAAAGAGGUGCCAUCUUUGGAAGCCAACAACAAUGCUAAUAAAAACCUUGGCCAACAGAUUGUACUUCCUCACGAAGGUGGAUUAUGGACACCAGAUAGCAGUUGCUUCCCUGAGUCAACCGUCAAAUCUCUCGAUUUCAGAAGAGCGAUUUCGUUCCUCUCUGGGUAGCGACCUAAUUCACUGAAAUAGGUUACCCUUGCAUUAACUGACCUGGAUGUGUUUCGUUAUGUGUUGGUGUGAAAACAUUUGUAUGUUCAAUUCAUACUCUGUUUUGGUGGUCGUAUUAACGCUAAUGUAUAUGUGGUCAUGUACAAGGGAACAUAUAUUUAGGUCUAUCAUCUCUGUUAGUAAUUCUGCAAGAGUCCAAUCAGAGGACAGUCAUUGUUCUAGAAGUAAUCUUCACCUGUUUUCUAGUCUGUAUAGAUGUGCUAGUGUUCAGUUUAGUGGACCACUCGAUCUAAUUAGCUGCCUAAUUUUUGCAUUCACAACUUUUUUCUUCUUCAGAUGCAAUGUGGGAAGAAGCUGUUGCCUUACGAGUCUAUGUUUACCGAGUUAUGCAGUCAACAAUUGCUAAGAUUAUUAAAAUUUUACAUAAGUGGUGUGAGUUUUAAUUAUA